ACGAAGAAGAAGAAGAAGAGGAGUAGCGCUUUUCUUGAGCGCCGAAGAAGAAGUCAACUGAAGAUGACACGAGCCCGGAGCUGAAUUAAAACAGUUUCUCUGCUGGUUCCAAUUGCGAGAGGGCGACUGGAAGUUUCCUCUCCACGCACUGCGCGUCAUCGCUGUCAGAGGACAUACAGCACGAGGGUGUUACAGUGGAGCCCCCCCCCCCGGUUGUUUGUGUUUACUACGGAGCUCUGAGGCCACUGCUGUGAAGAGGAGUCCCUGCCUGCUCCUGGUGGCGGUGUCCGACGUGAGGAGCCGACAAGAUGGACCAGAACAACAGUGUACCAGCCUUCCCGGGUCUGGCCUCCCCUCAGGGUGCCAUGACCCCGAGCAUGCCAAUCUUCAGUCCCAUGAUGCCAUAUGGCUCAGGCCUGACGCCCCAGCCAGUCACGAACACCAACAGUCUGUCUAUACUCGAGGAACAGCAGAGGCAACAACAACAGGCGCAACAACAACAGGCACAGCAGGCCAACACAGGCCUUCCGGGUACGUCAGGGCAGACGCCUCAGCUUUUCCAUUCCCAGACAGUAGCUGGUACAACCACCACAGCGCUACCAGGGAACACCCCGCUCUACAACACCCCGCUGACUCCCAUGACCCCCAUCACACCGGCCACACCUGCCUCAGAGAGCUCUGGAAUCGUACCACAGCUACAAAACAUCGUAUCCACUGUAAAUCUGGGCUGUAAACUCGACUUGAAGACCAUCGCCCUGAGAGCCAGGAACGCAGAGUACAACCCAAAGCGUUUUGCUGCCGUCAUCAUGAGAAUACGAGAACCCAGAACCACUGCCCUCAUCUUCAGCUCUGGGAAGAUGGUUUGCACUGGAGCCAAGAGUGAGGAGCAGUCGAGAUUAGCAGCCAGAAAGUAUGCUCGUGUGGUGCAGAAGCUCGGUUUUCCUGCCAAGUUCCUGGACUUCAAAAUUCAGAACAUGGUGGGCAGCUGCGAUGUGAAGUUCCCCAUCCGACUGGAGGGAUUGGUCCUCACACAUCAACAGUUCAGCAGUUACGAGCCGGAGCUCUUUCCGGGGCUGAUUUACAGGAUGAUCAAACCCAGAAUUGUCCUGCUCAUCUUUGUUUCUGGGAAAGUUGUACUCACAGGUGCCAAGGUGAGAGGAGAGAUCUACGAAGCGUUUGAAAGCAUCUACCCCAUCCUCAAAGGUUUCCGCAAGACGACGUAGGACCUGUCGUUUUCUUCUUUUAACAUCUCCCCAACCCAGUCUCUUUUACAUGGAUUUUUUAAAGAUACGUAGAAGUGUCAUCUACAUGUUGACCUCUACAAGUGGACUGCUCUAAGGGCUGUUGUGCAGGGAUGUGAACUAGUCACCUUUUACUUUUUGUCCUUCCUCUUUCCUUUUAUUUUUUUAAGAAAAAGGACUUUUGGACCUUUUUUGAAAGGUUCUGUGUUUUGACCCCGUUCCAUUUAUUUCCAGCUGUUUUCAGAUUGUUUGAUCACAUCCCUCAUUGUACAUAAGACUGUAAAGAAAAUGUAAAAAUCGCUAAGUGGAAGAGAGGCGGUCUGACCGGGAGUAUUGCUGUUCUUAUUUUAUGCAUUUUUAAAUAGUUUUCUACAUUGCAUUUUUAGUACUUGUCUGCUCUAUCUCCCAGUUACAUAAAGUUGUGUUCAGGUCUGUCAGCCCCACAUUCCUAUCACAGUAUUUACUGAGAUUUAAGUUCCUCAACACUGUUGAUAUCAAAUCAGUCUGGUAUUUGAGUUUGAUCCAUAAACUAAAAAUGUACAUUUAAAUCAAUCUGAUCUGGCUCCAGCGUAGUCCUACAUUCAUAAAUAUUGUUAAGUGAUUUUUAAUCUGGUUUUAACAUGAGACAUAAUAAUCUAUUGUUAGUCAGCUGUCACAAUUUGGCUGCUCUUAAAUUUAGAAUCUGUCCAAGUCCCGCUGCUGUGUAGUCCUGUUUCACAGUUUUAGAAAAAGGCCAAACCUAAAGGGAAUGAUGCUCCUCGACUGUUUGAGCAAACAGGACACCUUGUCCUGUUAGACAGAAUUUUUGUUUUCUUUCUAGAAAUUCAGACGAAUACGACCGAAAUUGGAAGAAAAGUGUCGGGUGGAACAAUAGGCUGACUAUUUCUUAAAUUCAUUAGCACUAAAAGACAGUGUGACAGCAGAUAAACUACAAAUUGCUUUGCCAUUUUAAUUUAUUUUAAAGUUAAAUUUUUUGGGCUAUUCAAAUCUAUAUUUAAACAUUUUCCUUUUUGAAAUUAUUAUUUUUGAGCAUUUGCAAAUGUUAAUUUGUGUUGGUUGUUCACGUUCUUUGUUCAAUCAAAAAUCUACAUUUAAGAGUUUAAGUUUUGGGCACUGGUCUGUUUUGUGUGUCACACAGAGUUUCAACUGGACACAUCCUUGAUAACAAUGUAAAAGUUAAGCAAUUAAAUAUAAAAUUUGGAUUCACAAUAUAUUUGGUUUCACCACGUGUUUUCGUCUCCUAAUAUUUGUACGGACAACUCUGACGAAGACAUGGGGUUGAAUAUUUCUCUUCUGCACGAGUAUGAGCCCCGUCACAUUUAAAUGCAAUUCUGCUUCUUCUGAAACUGUUGAUGCUCUGCACUGUGCAUUAAUAAAUGUGUAAAUACUGA
Molecule: messenger RNA, 2632 nt
Organism: Hippoglossus stenolepis (Pacific halibut)
Lineage: Eukaryota; Metazoa; Chordata; Actinopteri; Pleuronectiformes; Pleuronectidae
Gene: tbp
Product: TATA box binding protein
Exons: 9
Coding region: 309-1223 (304 amino acids)
Biological process (GO): DNA-templated transcription initiation
Molecular function (GO): RNA polymerase II general transcription initiation factor activity; DNA binding
Source: RefSeq, a predicted model, not a curated record